ACUUCAACGACUACACCUAGCGCCGACACACUCACCACACUUACCACACUCACCACACUCACAACAGUAUACACACGGCGGCGUCACAUCGCUAAUGUAUAUAAUGUUAUGACUACAUUACAAAUUUGAUUGAUAAAAAAUUUACUCAAUGUAUGCGAAAUAAAUUGUAAUUGAGCGGUUGGUCGGCCGCGCGCCCUGCAGCGAGGCAGCUAGAUUCAUCCCUUUUGUUACUCCGAAGUUUACAAAGAAUUUAAGGGCGUCCUGCGCGAGCGCCGCCCCCGCCCCCUCUCGUGAUCAACUUUUGUCAUUUCUCACUCAGUUUUAUUUCGAUAAAACGAACCUGAGAAUAUUUCCGCCUCUCGAUUUAGACACGAUGAAGACCUCCUCUUAGUUAUAUGUAUCGCGGUGCCGCAACACCGCCGACAACUCGUCCGUUCUUUUUUCGACAAUUUUUUUUCAUGAAAUAUGAUGAUAGUAUAACCAAUAAAGUUGUACAUCAAAAAGCGACAAUUAUUUUAGGCAGAUAGUUUAUGCAAAGCCUUAGUACGUUGACUGCUGCCGGCCGCGUCUUUACGUUAUAACUAACGUGAUUCAUAAAAAAAAAGCAAUUUAAAGAUUUUUGUUAUUGUCAUGAAUUUUGCAAACAAUUUACACGUUAAUGUAUACUGUGAUUGCAAAAUAUAUUUUAGCAAACAAAUGAAUUGGUGUGGCUCGAUAGUGGUACCUGGUAGUGGUAGUGCUCGCCGCACUCGCCGCACACUUCACUCUGCGGAAAUGCAACGUUAAAUAUUAAGUCAAGAAAAGCAACCCGGGGUGGAAUUUUGAGCUUACGACUUUGCACUGUUGAUAAACUAAUCGAUGUUUAAGAAUUAUUGUUUUAUUGUCAAUAAAUGUUUUGUAUUUGUGUCGCGCUCGCGCUCGAGCCGUGGCUUGUAAUAUUAAUUAGCGGUGUUGUGCCGGCGCUUCGCCCCCGGCUGCGUCCGGCCGCGUACUGCACCGGUCCGCGUAUUACUUGUUCAAAUAUUUUAUGUAGCAAUUUUUUUCCUGACGAAAGAUUUUGUAAUCAAAUAAAUGAUGGCUAUUUUCUCCAAUGUUUUAUUUUACAAGGUUCUCCACCUCUACCUAAAUAAGUGUGGAAGGUGAAGUGAAAAAGUAUGUUAAGACAAGUGACAAGACAGAAGUCGUACGCGCUCCCAACGCAGAUAAGUGUAUAUUCUUGAAAUAUUGAAUACGGAUGUUAAACAAUCGUUUACUUAAUACAAAUAAAUGGGAAGCAGCUGUAGUGAAAGUGGAAAGAAAGACGAGGACUGCGUGCCAGGUAAACCGUCAGGACGGGAGGUCGGCGUGGACUCGGCACCGCCGCAAGAAGUUAGGUUACAUAUUAAGAGUUUCUUUAACUGGUUCUAUUGACUUUUUUAUAUUGUAAAAAAUAUAAAAAACAAGUAUUUGUUACUUGUCAACGUGACAUUAAGUUAAGAAGUUUAUCGUUUACGUUGUAACAUUAAUUUAGUAUUUAGAUAGAAUAAUGUUAAUAUUAAUAUUGAUAAGCACAUUAAUUAGUAACGCGAUGGCGUCGGCGGAGCUGCGCAGCCUGUACGGGGUGCGCGACGGCAACCGCGUGACGCUGUGCAUGAGCGCCGGCGUGGCGGGCCGCGGCCGCGACGUGUGCGCCGGCGCGCUCUGGCGCCGCCACUGGGUGCUGGUGCACGCCAGCUGCGUGGCGCACCGCGCGCUCUACCCCGUAGUGCUCGUGCGCGACCACGCCGACGACGUGGACUGUGAGGAGGUGCAGCAAGAUCUGUUGUACUACAAUUACCGAAAAGUGCUCGCGCGAUUCCUACACCCCGACUACCCCGAGAUGGACUUUGCCCUCAUUUGUGUCCUGGACCCAUUUGAUGCACUGCAAGUCACCUCCAAUGUCAGCUUGCCUCUGCUUGCUAAGCUGGAGCCAUGGCUGCUGGACACAUACAAUGGGUUCUCCCCGGAGACGCACCUGGCAGACUAUACCCCCAGUGAAGAGAACAUGAUGUUUGCAACCCCAGUGAGAAUGUUUAUAGUGUCAGUUGUUCUACCAUUGACAUUUUUCAUAGCAUUCUUCCUGCUUGUCACUUUCUACACGGGCACCGACAAGAGCUCACACUCUUAUAGAAGUCUUAAUGAAAAGGAAGACUCUGCACUUGCAUAGAUUGUAUUAAAACAAAUAAUUUUUAA
Messenger RNA from Papilio polytes (common Mormon), 2211 nucleotides. RefSeq lists its product as uncharacterized. Bases 1526 to 2185 code for a protein of 219 amino acids. The record is from RefSeq and is a predicted model, not a curated record. The transcript has 3 exons. NCBI's taxonomy places the organism in Eukaryota, Metazoa, Arthropoda, Insecta, Lepidoptera, Papilionidae.